CGGGCAAUUUCUACAACCGGCAGCCCAUCACCCACUCUUUCGUGUUUUUGCAAAAUCCCUUCCUGUACUAACUUCCUCACAGCUGUUUUUAUUUCCUGUGGUGGAAUUUUGUUUUUUCCAUUCUUCCUAGGGAAGAGAAAUCAGUACCAUAUCUUCUCCAGAAGGGAGGCGAUUGGUAUCUCUCUGACGUGGUGUUGGAAGAUCUACUUUGAUCCAAACCGGUGUUGUCUGUGUUGGGUGAAUUCCAGCCCGGAUCAAGCAACUGAUCACAAGAUGUUUUUGCGGGUUGUGUGCUGUGUUGUGGUCGUGUGGCUGGUUCCUGCCUCAUACGAGAGCUGUCCCGAACUUCCCCCGGUGGAAAAUAGCAUAUUUGUUGCAAUGAAGGAGGAAGGACAAAUUCUGGGGAUAUAUGUUUGUAUUGAGGGCUACCACCUGGUGGGAGAGAAAAGCUUUACUUGCAAUGCCUCUGGGGAGUGGAAUACUACCACUCCCACAUGCCAGUUGGGCCACUGUCCUGACCCUGUGCUGGUGAAUGGUGAACCCAGUUCCUUGGGUCCUGUGAAUGUGAGUGAAAAAAUCACUUUUACGUGCAAUGAGAACUAUAUCCUUAAGGGCAGCAACUGGAGUCAGUGCAUGGACAACCACACAUGGAUGCCUCCCUUGCCCAUCUGCAAAAGCAGAGACUGUGGCCCUCCUGGGAAUCCAGCUCAUGGCUAUUUUGAGGGAAGAGAUUUCAACUUAGGUUCGAACAUUACUUAUCACUGUGAAGAGGGGUACCACUUAGUGGGCACGCGGGACCAACGGUGCAUUGAUGGAGAGUGGAGCAGUGAACUUCCAUUCUGUGAGUUUAUCCAAGGAACUCCAAAACCAACUCCACAGACUGCGAUUGAGAAGGUGCUUUUUGCCUUUCAGGAGGAUAAAGAACUUUGCAAAGCCAUACAGACCUUUAUGCAAAGACUGAAGGAAAAUGGCUUAACAAUGGAGGACCUAAAAUACUCUCUGGAAAUAAAGAAGGCUGAGUUGCAGGCAAGACACAGUGCCAUGAUGUUAUAGCUGAGCAGACUGGGUAAUAGAAAAUCAUCUGUGAAUAAAUUUUCCUCUUGGUUCUGAAA
Suricata suricatta (meerkat) is the source of this 1112-nucleotide messenger RNA. It is a transcript of the gene C4BPB, whose product is annotated as complement component 4 binding protein beta. NCBI's taxonomy places the organism in Eukaryota, Metazoa, Chordata, Mammalia, Carnivora, Herpestidae. Bases 274 to 1053 code for a protein of 259 amino acids. The record is from RefSeq and is a predicted model, not a curated record. The transcript has 6 exons.